AAACACAAUUUCCACCACCUAUUCUGCAUCAUGGCAUUCCGACAACAACACCGGCCCCAGUCUUCAAGACAGCUUUCCUACCAUGAACCACCACCUACAGAAACUGGCCAGGCCUCGUCGCCGCAACUCAAACGCCCUCUAGAGGAAUCCGAGGAAUGGAUUCUCUUUUCGCCAGCAGCUCCAUCUACAACCGCGCGCACGCAUACCACCUCCACCGAGCGAACGCCUCGCACCACUGGCUUAUCGCGCUUCAGUGACUUUGGAUCUCUUGAUACAGCCGCACGAUCGGAACAGGAUGACGACGUCGGAACAUGGAAUGGUACAGAAGAGGGCGAGGACUUGGACAGUCUAGAUGAUGGCCUUUAUGCCUUCCACGAGCCGUCAGAGCACACUGGGCCGGCUGCGGGCAAAUUGCAGCAAAGCGGCGACACCGUAUUACCCACUCACGAUGGACUUGGCACUUUCCAGCCCAACGCGAACGUACAGGAACACAUGUGGCAAUUCGAGAGGUCCGCGCCGCGAAGACGACAAGCCAGAAGAAGGUCUAGUGUGCAACGGCGCUUUGAUGCGCUGGAAGAGACGGAAGAGCUGAGUCAAGAACAGGAACGACGUCAGAGAAUAGAGAAAUGGCGGAUGGAUCAAAGUAAAGCCCUGAUUGAGGAGAUAGAAAGAGAGACUAGAAGAAGACGGAGGAUGAGUAUGGUCAGCGGAAGUCGCGCGGAUAGCGCCAAUGGAGAAGUCGCGAGAUCCAUAUCGCAAGCUGCAAGAUCCCGCUCAGACGCUCACAGCGAUACUUCGGACGAAAGUGCAGAAGGUUUGUCGUUUUGGCAGCGCUUGACUAGAAGGGUGAUUAGGGACCUGAUGGGGAUUGACGAAGAAACACUCGCUGUUAUCUUCGGCGAAUGCUUACCAGAAGAAGCAAUGUCUUCGCCCCUGGACCCUUCUGAGAUACGCCCGUCAAUAGACGCUACGUUACGAGCAUUCGAUGAACAGUCAAUUCCCCAAGAUGCGUGGCAACACAAACUCUUGGAACGCGUUGCCCGCGAGCUUGGCAUCAUCGUCCACCAACUCUCCGAACAUCCAGGCGCUUUCUCCACGUAUAGACUCACCCAAGAAACCCCUGCCUACGCCGGCCUUUCCACAACACAAUCGACAUCAUCAAUCUCUUCCGACCGCAAUCCCACCCCCCUCGCCACCUCCAACCCAUCGAUCACCUCUCCACCCUCGGCUCAUUUCGCGCCUACCUUCCCCGCUCACCAAUCAUCAGCUACAUAUAGCGAAGCCUCGCUCUGGGGCAUAGAAGAAGAACCCGAGCUUAUCGAUCCCUUAUCGUCUUUCCGCAACCCGAAACCCCCUGCACCCGUGAAUCUAGCUGAGGAAGCGGCACGUGACCAGGAAUACUGGGAGCAGGAACUCGAUGUGAAAAUGAUCUUCCAAUUCCUCGUCAAGCGUUUCUCCUCACGUCGGCCCAGCACCUCAUCAUCAUCGUCGCCAGCGGCGUCGCAGUCACGGCGCGGUCCAUCACAUCAGCAGACUGGAAUGGACGCCUCGUCCGCUCUCAACGAGUACUCAUCCGCCCGCAGAGCAGCGAUCAUCCGCCAGCACCACCCCCUUGUCAACAACAGCCGCGUCAAAGAAAACAGUCUCCCAACUAGCUCCACCGCCACCCACAAACAGCGGCACGACGUUUCCCCACCUCCUGUGUUCAAGACUCAUUACUCGCCACCUAGCAAUCGCCGCGGGCAGGUGUUAAGGAGUAGUUCGAGUUGCGCUAGUCAAAGCACACGGAAGAGUAAGAGAAGUGGUGGUGGGAGCGCAGCAAGAACCGGGACUGGAGGGAGGAAUUACUGGGACAUGAGUGGGAGUGUGGGGAGUGGAAGUGUUAUUGCUAGCGAGGUGUGA
Molecule: messenger RNA, 1902 nt
Organism: Periconia digitata
Lineage: Eukaryota; Fungi; Ascomycota; Dothideomycetes; Pleosporales; Periconiaceae
Source: the annotation of a GenBank genome assembly